AUUGAAUCAACCGAAUUUUAAUUUUUCUUUAAACCAAUCUUUGAAACUAAACCUCUCUCAAAAAUAAAGAAUGAAAAAAAUAACCCCCCUGCAAAUUAUAAUGCUUGGAUACUUUGGCUAUGGCGGUGUUUAUGUUUAAUGAUCAAAAAGCUCUGUUUUUUAUGCAAGCGUGGCGGAAGAACAGAGAAAGGGGUUUAUUAUCUGACCCAAGGACCCAUUUUCAAUAAAGCUUCUGGUGAGAAAUUGAGGAAAAGCUUUCGAGUUUGUACAGAAAGUGGCACAGAUUCUGAAAAUGGGUGGAUUGUGCCUUCACUGCAUCUCUAAAGACGAAAGUGAAUGUCUUUGUGUGGCAAGUCCUUUUGGUUUCUAGUGCUUUGAGUUUGGUCCUGGAGAGAGGUUUUUGAUUAGUGCUGUUCAUCAAAUUUAGAAGAGAUGAAUGUAAAUGAGAAAGACGAGUUUUCACCGGAGAAGAGGAAUCGUGAGAGUACAGUGAACUAUGAUCCGGUUAAUAAUAAUCCUCCGCCUGCAGAUUGGAGAAUCUCUGGCUCUAAUCCUGUCUCUGCGCCGAUUGAUUCGUACCAUACAGAGAAUCUGAUCUCAGCUUGUGCCUCGUCUUGUUCUCCAUCUCAGAUGAUGGAUUCGUUUGGGCAAACUCUUUGGUACGAUCCAACAAAUGUUCAGUCUUUAGGUGGUUACGGCGGUUUCAAUGGUGGUAAUGCCUCGUCUUCUUCCUCCUUCAAUAGAUCUCUUGAAAUGGGUUGGAAUCUGCCUAACUUGUUGCCUCCUAAAGGCAAUGGUCUCUUCUUGCCUAACGCCAGCAGCUUCCUCCCUCCGAGCAUGGCUCAGUUCCCGGCUGAUUCAGGGUUCAUAGAGCGUGCGGCGAGGUUUUCUCUCUUUAGCGGUGGGAACUUUAGUGACAUGGUGAAUCAACCGCUUGGGAAUCAUGAGUCUAUUGGUUUGUUUCCGAUGCAAGGACCGUGUCCUAGUAACGAAGUAAAUGUUGGUGAAGCUCAUAACGAUGCAACUAGAGCAGUGAAAUCUAGUGAACAAGCUGCUAAACAGAAUGUUCCUGGAUCGGGAAAUGUAUCGGAGGAUACUCAGUCUAGUGGUGGUAACGGUCAGAGAGGCGGUGAAACUUCUUCCAAAGGCUUUGAUUCAAAGAAGAGGAAAAGAAAUGGGCAGAAGAACUCUGAAGCAGAUCGAUCUCAGCAAUCUGAGGAAGAACAAGACAACAAUGGUGAUAAGAAGCGGAACGACGAGCAGAGUCCGAAUUCACCGGGGAACAAAACAAACAGUGGGAAGCAACAACAGGGGAAACAACAAACGUCUGAUCCAAAAGAUGGGUAUAUUCAUGUAAGGAGAGAGAAAAUCAGUGAAAGGAUGAAGUUUCUUCAAGAUCUUGUUCCGGGUUGCAACAAGGUGACUGGUAAGGCUGUUAUGCUUGACGAAAUCAUAAACUAUGUUCAAUCAUUACAACGCCAAGUUGAGUUUUUAUCGAUGAAACUUGCAACUGUGAACCCACAAAUGGACUUUAACCUUGAAGGUCUUCUCGCAAAAGAUGCGCUUCAACUACGAGCCGGUUCUUCAUCUGCAACACCAUUUCCACAAAACCUGUCAAUGGUUUAUCCUCCUCUACCACAUGGAUUCAUGCAACAGACCCUUUCAAACAUCGGCAGGAACACUAGCUCUCCGUUGUCUCCCAUGAAUGGUGGAUUCAAACGACAGGAAACAAAUGGAUGGGAAGGUGAUCUGCAGAAUGUGAUCCACAUUAACUAUGGAGCUGGUGAUGUCCCACCUGACCCUCAAGCAGCAGAUACGGAAUCUCUUCCAGCUGCAAACAUGAAGGUUGAGCCCUGAGAUAAUUUCCUCCUGUUAGAUAGAAUAUUUCUUGUAAUUUUUGUUUUUUUAAGUUACUAUGUACUAUAUUAUAAUGAUGAUACUAUUAACGAAUAUGAUAUUACUACUACUACUAAGCAAAAUCAUUUAAGAUCAGAGAAAGAAUGAGUAAGAUUUACAAUGCC
Molecule: messenger RNA, 2021 nt
Organism: Thlaspi arvense
Lineage: Eukaryota; Viridiplantae; Streptophyta; Magnoliopsida; Brassicales; Brassicaceae
Source: the annotation of a GenBank genome assembly